AUGUGUGGUCGUUUUAGUUGUUCAUUAGAUUCACAGACAGUUAAAUCACGCUUAUACGAUGAGCAUGUUGUUACUCAAGAUUCGAUUGAAUGGAAAGAUGAGGAUAAACAUCGUCCCAGUUACAAUGUUUGCCCUGCACGUUGGAUCCCUACCUUAUAUGAGUUAAGUAAGCCCAAUUCGACAAAGGUUAUUCAAUCAAUGCAAUGGGGAUUUAUACCUUCUUGGAUGACAACGACUCCUUAUAGCAAGCCAAUUAAUGCACGAUCUGAAACUCUACUUGAUGAAAGUAGCAUAUAUGAUCAAUCCAAAAAUACAAACAGAUGCAUCAUUAUAGCCGAAGGAUUUUAUGAAUGGAAAAUGAAAAAACAACCAUUCUAUAUAAAGCGUAAAGAUGGUCGAUUGAUGCUCUUUGCAGGUCUUUUUAGUACCAGUCAUAUUGCAGGAGUUAAGACAACGACUUGUACCAUCAUCACGACUUCAUCAGAAACCAUUGGAUUUUCAAAGAUACAUCAUCGUAUACCUGUUAUAUUGAAUGCUUCAGAGGCAAGUCAAUGGCUAGAUCAUACAAAGCGAUGGUCAAAAGAUAAAUUUGCCAGUCUGAUGAAACCAUUUAAGGAAGAAUUAGAAUGGUAUCAAGUAACAGAAAAGGUUGGAUCUAUCAAGAAUGAUUCAAAGGACUUGAAUCAACCUUUAGAUCAAACUAAAAAUUCAAUCUCUUAUUUCCUUCAAAAAGGACAAGAAGAAAAGAAAUCUAUUUUUAAUAAAGAGGAUGAAGCUAUCAAAAAGAAGAAUGUACCAAUGACGACUAUAAGGGAAAAUAAAAAUAUAAAAAAAAGAAAAGAAAGACAAGUAGUAAAGACAUGA
Cokeromyces recurvatus is the source of this 864-nucleotide messenger RNA. RefSeq lists its product as uncharacterized. The record is from RefSeq and is a predicted model, not a curated record. NCBI's taxonomy places the organism in Eukaryota, Fungi, Mucoromycota, Mucoromycetes, Mucorales, Mucoraceae. Gene Ontology annotation, biological process: DNA damage response. The transcript is spliced from 4 exons. Bases 1 to 864 code for a protein of 287 amino acids. Gene Ontology annotation, molecular function: single-stranded DNA binding.